AUGAACUACGACCAUAAUCUGCCCAUUCGACCGCCCGAGAACUUCCCUGAAGUAGUGCAUGAACUACCGCAAACCUCUAUAGAUCAAGGUCAACAAUCAUCAUUACCGCAUGGUUUCAGUAAUAAAGAAGUAUCCCCACAAGUAGGCGAAGGCAAAGAAUUGAAGCCAGCGGAGAACAGCCGACCCGAAGAAAAGAUAUGGUCUCCUCCUCCCCCGGUACUUGAGGAGGGAGCAGCCUCCCCUCCGCCGAAGAAAUGGUGGAAGACGCGCAAGGGAAUAUUAAUUCUCGUCGCCAUCGGUCUAGUCGUCGUAGCGAUAGUCCUCGGAGUCACUUUAGGAGUUGUACUGGGCGGAAAGAGUAACUCAACAGGAAACUCCAGUCCAAGCAAGGCCACAGCGACAGCAACCACGACCACAACGCCAAACAACUCUGGUUCUGUUUGCCGCUUGACGGUAUGCCCUUCCAUGAUCGCUGUGGUUCAAGACUCCUCUCCAUCUGCGUCCGCAGACUCAAAGCUUUUUUUCGGUCUUGGUUCCGACAGCGCGGUAUGGUAUCGGCAGUGGGACGGCUCCAACUGGCGGAAUCAGUGGACGAGUCUUGGUGGCCAAUUUGCCAGCCAGCCUGCUGCCGUGACAUUUGAGAGCGAGCAAACGAAUGUAUGGGUUAUAGACAAGAGUUAUGGCCUCUCCGCGAUGGCUUACAAGAACGGUACGUGGGAUUCCUCAUGGCUCGGUCUCGGGGGGUUCGCAACAUCGCCGCCAACAAGCUGCUCCCACGACUCAGGCGUGCUGGACGUCUUUGUGCGCGGCUCUACAAUGGCCCUCCACCAGAUGAACUGGAACACAACAUCAUUUAUGUAUUCCGGGUGGCAACCAUUGGGACUUUACUUAUCAAGCUCGCCAAUGGUCACCUGCUCGCCCGGCCGGAUGGAUGUCGUUGUCUAUGGCGGUGGGUCUAAUGCGCCGCAUGAUCUCUGGGUUGAAAGAUGGGAUAAUUCGACUUGGCAAAGCUGGAAAGGCGAGGCAGGGAGCUUCAAGGGUGACCCUGUUGCCAUAUCCUCAAAUUCUAACAGGAGUGACUAUUUUGGCGUUAGCCCUGAUGGCUCCAUGUAUCAUCUAUUGUGGACGACCGCGGGUGGAUAUGGGAAUUGGGAAAAUAUAGGAGGAGCAUUUGAAUCGAUUCCAAGUGCAUUGGUGGUCUCAGACUCUCGCGUCGAUGUGGUUGCGGUGGGAACGGAUGACCGCUUGAAACAUAGGGCACUCAUUGACUCCAGUUGGAGUACGGACUGGGACGACCUCGGGGGCAGCUUUAAUAGUGCCCCCGUGGUCGUUCUUGGUUCUUCAGGCAAGGUGAGUGUGUUUGGUUUGAACAGCAAAGGGGAGAUGUUCCACGGAACUUGGACCAUCGUCAACAACAAUAGGGCGUGGAGUGGAGACCCUGCAUGGACGAGUGAUGGCGGUACAUUUUCCCUGCAAUGGUUCAGGCCGGGGACAAUGAAUUCGUAG
Messenger RNA from Clonostachys solani, 1506 nucleotides. NCBI's taxonomy places the organism in Eukaryota, Fungi, Ascomycota, Sordariomycetes, Hypocreales, Bionectriaceae. The record is from the annotation of a GenBank genome assembly.